AUGAAGUUCUUGACGACGCUCUUAUUGGCAGCAAUCUUGACACUCACAAAUGCUGGUGCUAUUCUUGGAAAUGAUGGAGUAAAGGAGAUUCUCGUGGGCGAGAUGAGUGGAGGCAAGACUUUGUUUGUAAAAUUUUAUGCUCCGUGGUGCACGCAUUGGGAUACACUCAUGAAAGAUUGGACGGACAGCGAUGUUGCUUUGGUAAUGGAAGUUGAUUGUACAAGCGAAGAUGGGGAGCAGGAGAUUUGUGAAUUCUUUGGUGUGGAAUCAUUCCCAACCAUUUUAUAUGGCUCUUCUUUGGACCUCCAAAUUUAUGAUGGGGGUCGAACAUAUGAGGAGCUUUCCGAGUUUGCAAAAGAAAACUUGGUCCCAACCUGUUCUGUCAAAAAUCCUGAUCUAUGCGACGAUGAUGUGAAAGAAAGCAUGGAAGAAUACUUCUCCAAGACCACCACGGCAUUGGAAAUAUACAUACAACAGCAAGAGGCCAAACUUAAUGAAAUAGAGGAAGAAUACUUGGAGGAACUGGAAAAGUUGCAAGAGAAAUUCAACGAGCUGAAACAAGAGAGGGAUGAAGAAAUGGCGGCGAUUCGAAAUAGCAAGACAGGGCUAAAGAUUAUGCUGUCUGUACUGAGCGCCAAGACGACUGACGAGUCCAUAGAAAGUGAAUUGUAA
Cylindrotheca closterium is the source of this 672-nucleotide messenger RNA. The record is from the annotation of a GenBank genome assembly. NCBI's taxonomy places the organism in Eukaryota, Bacillariophyta, Bacillariophyceae, Bacillariales, Bacillariaceae.